AUGGCCCAGCCACUUCGCCACCUCUGCAUCUGCCUCCAGAUUCUAGGUUUCAGUACCAGCCUGCCUGUGUCCCAGACUCCAGAGGGUGUUUCAGCCCAGCCCAAGAGCCAAGCAGCAAUCCUCUGCCCGCUGCAGGUGGAGCAGGCAGGGCUGUACUGGUACCGCUGGAGCCAGCAGAGGCAACGCUUCCAGUUCCUGCUCUUUGCCAGCCCCCUGGGCACAGCCACCUACGGUGCAAACAUCAGCCAGGACAAGUUUAGUGUCCGUGGGGCAAGCUCCUACAGCUUGCACAUCAGUGACCUCCACUCUUCAGACGCUGGCACCUACUACUGCUCCAUCUCCCAGUCCUCCCAGCUCCUCCUGGGCAGUGGGACACGGCUUACUGUGGUUGAUGCCCUGCCUGUGCCUCCAAAGACCACUCCAGCACCACCCUCCAGGAAGAAGCCCACACAGUGUGUGACCAAGAGCAAAGCCACCGACAGGAAAGGUGCCUGCAGCCCACUGGUCUGGGUCCCACUGGCCUCUGGCAUCGUGAUCCUCCUGCUGAGCCUGGUCCCUGCGGCUCACCGCCUGCACCGGCUGCGGCGGAGGCUGUGGCUUCGCAUCCACAGGCAGUGA
Molecule: messenger RNA, 618 nt
Organism: Dryobates pubescens (Downy woodpecker)
Lineage: Eukaryota; Metazoa; Chordata; Aves; Piciformes; Picidae
Gene: CD8B
Product: CD8 subunit beta
Exons: 5
Coding region: 1-618 (205 amino acids)
Biological process (GO): regulation of immune response
Cellular component (GO): cell surface
Molecular function (GO): MHC class I protein binding; coreceptor activity
Source: RefSeq, a predicted model, not a curated record